Molecule: messenger RNA, 687 nt
Organism: Paraglomus occultum
Lineage: Eukaryota; Fungi; Glomeromycota; Glomeromycetes; Paraglomerales; Paraglomeraceae
Source: the annotation of a GenBank genome assembly
AUGCAAUCGGCUGAAGAUUUUAUGGAUCCUGACGAUUUUCUGGCUGAAGAAGCAGCCAUUGGAGUAAAGGGACUUCCAUUUGAUUCACAAGCGCUGAUUAAUAUGGGCGUCAGCGAACAAGUUGGGGAGAUGGGGAAUAAUAAUGAAAGCGAAGAACGAGUGGAGAGACAAAUACCUUACUGGGUUGCAAUCAAAUUUGUCCAAAAAGGACUUGGAGAGUUGCAGAUGCCAAAGAUAUUUGGCCGACCGGUGCGCAAUGCAUUGAAGGCAGACCCGGUUCACGUGAAUUUAGUUGAACAAGAUCCACGAUUCUUUGCAUUUGGUGGCAAAUUCCUUGAAGCUGUAGAGGACCCUGAACUGGCUGAGGUUCUUGAUAAGAGUUACGUACAACGUACGCGUGCCACACUUGAUCACUUGGAGUAUGGAGCGGCAGGUAAGGAGACGGUCUUUGUUUCGAAGAUGGACGAGACGGAAAGACAAGGUAUGAGCCAUCAAGAGAAUAUUUUAAAUUACCCAUACAUAUAUGGAUACACAUUUACUGUACUUGGCGGGUGUGGAGACAGUCAGGGCAUACAAGACGUGGGCAUACAGUCGGAGGGAAUAGACGGGUGCAAGGGGAAAAAGAUGAUUGGGUCAGAGGAAGAGUGUGGGAACAGGAAAAACAAUGGGUGUAGGUCUUUAUCUUAA